UCCACAUGAUCCUUGACGAGGACGCAAAUGUCCUUAGCCGUAAAUUAGAGAAUAGAUAGAGGUCCACAACCAAAAAUCCCAUUUUAUCCACUCCAUUCCUACACCCCCAACCUCCUUCUCUUCCAUAAUUCGCAGAAGAAGAAGAAGAAGUGAACUUAACAUCAUCAACAAUGGCGUCUGCGACCAUGGCGGUCUCCUUUGGCUUUUCAUAUUCCCCAUUUUGCCCUCGCCGAACUCCACUCUCUCGCGGCUCCGUCCGGCUCGCUCCCUUCCACAAGGCCGCCUCGCUGAAGCUCAGUUCCUCGCACUGCAUUUCCGCCUUUUCCUCGGUUCUUCCUCGGAGGCUUUGCUCGGUUUCUCCCAGCCCUUGUAGUCCUCGCUCUCUGACGAUUUUCUCCGCUAAAGGCUACAAAAGGAAGACGCACAAGGCUUCGGCGAAGCGAUUCAGAGUGACGGGUAGGGGGAAAAUAGUUCGGAGGAGAGCUGGGAAGCAACAUCUGCUGGCCAAGAAGAACAAUAAGAGGAAGUUGAGACUCUCCAAAAUGCAUCCAGUCAGCCGAAGCGACUAUGACAACGUUAUCGGAGCCUUGCCAUAUCUCAAAGUAAACAGAAAGGCGACAUAGAGGUCAAACUUGAAACUACAAUGGCGGAAGCUUAUUUGAUUUGUAAACUUAUGAUUCCUUACAUCUUUGUAAUAGCUUUCUCAAGUGUUCUGUUUUUCUAAUCAAAAGCUUUUUCUUUCUUCU
Molecule: messenger RNA, 746 nt
Organism: Morus notabilis
Lineage: Eukaryota; Viridiplantae; Streptophyta; Magnoliopsida; Rosales; Moraceae
Product: 50S ribosomal protein L35, chloroplastic
Exons: 3
Coding region: 171-623 (150 amino acids)
Biological process (GO): translation
Cellular component (GO): ribosome; large ribosomal subunit
Molecular function (GO): structural constituent of ribosome
Source: RefSeq, a predicted model, not a curated record